Messenger RNA from Ilyonectria robusta, 333 nucleotides. RefSeq lists its product as uncharacterized. The transcript has 2 exons. Lineage: Eukaryota; Fungi; Ascomycota; Sordariomycetes; Hypocreales; Nectriaceae. The coding region runs from base 20 to 283 and encodes 87 amino acids. The record is from RefSeq and is a predicted model, not a curated record.
CCAUCGGCCGCGUGGCCUAAUGGCUAAGGCGCUAGAUUUCGGUCUACCGAUUUCCCCAUUCUCUAGAGAUUCCAGGUUCGACUCCUGGCGUGGUCGCAAUGCAGGCGAAUAUUCGUAUUCAUCUACUCUUUUUUGCCAUUUUUUUACAUGUGGGUUUGACCUACGCUUCUUCACUGGCGGUGGAGAUAUAAUGCAGUUGCAAUUAUCGAUCGUUGUGGGCUGGGGGCGUAAUACCGGAGCGUCACUUGAGUUUUUUUUUGUGAAUACCGGUGCAUCUAGUUAACGUGAACAUCAAAUUUACAAAGAACUAGAUAAGAAUUCGAUGUAUCUCCC